UGACGUAAAACGCGUCACACAAAUUAGCUUCCGGUGCCCAUCAUGCGUAGCGCGCGCUAGCUGCAUGCGAAGGUCAAUCUGUACUUCCUUCACAUCACAAGAUUCUGUGAAGCUCAUGAGCCCUUACCAGCGCCCUGUUUGCAGUGUGUCUCGACCAUAGAUCUCCAAAUUCACAUAUGGAGAUCAAUGGUCUCGACCACGGUGCUCUCAAAAGAGGUAAAAACACGCACCCUCUCGUUGGCGCACGGAGCCCAUAGAGUUCCAGACACGAAUAGCCGCCGGAAGAAAAGAACCGUCAUAUUGAAGUCUUCUCUUUAUAUUGUGCGAAAGAUCUAACCAGAGAAUAGUAAAAUGGACGACGACGUUGCCACCCUUGUAAUUGACAAUGGUACAGGAUUGACCAGAGCCGGGUUCGCCGGAGAUGACGCUCCGAAGGCCGUGUUUCCCUCCGUUGUGGGUUAUCCUAGAGGUCGGACCCGAACAAAAAGCACCUCGGAAGGCUUCUUCACUGGCAGCGAUAUUCCAGCCAAGAGGGCUGACCUGACCCUGAGGUACCCUAUCGAGCACGGUAUCGUCACUAACUGGGACGAUAUGGAGAAGAUCUGGCAUCACGCCUUCGCUAGGGAGCUGCGUGUGGAUCCAGAGGAGCACCCCGUGCUGCUGACUGAGGCCCCCUUGAACCCCAAGGCCAACAGGGAAAAGACAGCAGAGGUCAUGUUUGAGACCUUCCACACUCCUGCCUUGUUCCUGGCCAUCCAGGCGGUGCUUGCGCUCUACGCCUCCAAACGCUCCCGCACCGGUACCGUCUUGCAGUCUGGUGAAGGGGUGACGUACUCCGUGCCCGUCUACGAGGGCAGCGCCCUGCCUCACGGCAUCCUCCGCCUCGACAUGGCCGGCCGUGACUUGACGGACUACCUUGUGGCGUUGCUCACAGAGCGGGGCUAUUCCUUCAAUACGAUUGAUGAACGUGAAAUCAUUCGAGACAUCAAAGAGACGCUCUGCUAUGUUGCCCUUGACUUCGACGAGGCGAUGAAGCAAGCUGCCUCAGGCUCCUCCCUGGAGAGGAGCUACAAGCUCCCUGACGGACAGCUCAUCACCCUCAACGAUGCACGCAUCCGUGUCCCAGAAGCCCUCUUCCAGCCAUCCUUCCUCGGAACGCAAGGCCCCGGGAUCCACGAAAUGACGAACGACAGCAUCCAGAGGUGCGACGCGGACAUCCGGAAGUAUCUGUACGCCAACGUUGUUCUGGCGGGUAGCUCCACUUUGUUCCCCGGCAUCGCUGACAGAAUGCAGAAGGAGGUCACAGCACUUGCCCCACGUUCAACGGAGAUCAAGAUCAUCGCUCCCCCAGAGAGGAAAAACUCCGUGUGGAUCGGUGGCUCCAUCCUUGCCUCCCUGUCCACCUUCCAGGAGAUGUGGAUCAGCAAGCAGGAGUACGACGAGUCUGGCCCCAGCAUCGUUACACCUAGGUGCUUUUACAUGUAAAGGGCAAGACCAAGUUUCGUUAUUCUCUUGAAAAGUAUUCAAGGGAGGCAGGAGCGGGGAUCUUUAUUAAGACUUUAAGAACUUUGUUUUGAGGUAUAAUCAUAUUAAGGAGUUAAAACAAUUUGCCUACAGAUUGAUUUAAGGUACGAAUAAUUUGAUUUGGAAUACGGUUUGCAGCACAGCAAUGCUCUUAAUAUUUGUUCGAUUUCAUCAGAAAACGGUUGACUUUUCAAGGCAUUUAGGAUCGAAUGGUUGUAAACAUCGUCGUCAAAAUAAUUGUAUUAUUUCAAACGAGGUGACUAGUCUUCCCUGCAGUCGGUAGAACUACGUUGUGUUAUGAGUGAAACGAACACGAAGGAAGUGCUUAUGAACCUCUAUUGAAGAAUUAGGCGAUUUUUGGUUUGUUGUGUAAGUUCCUUGCAUUGUUUUGUUUUGUCUUUUGAGGGAAUUCUUGUUUAAUUCAGUUUUAUGCAUUUUCUUAUCUCGCACGCGCAUACCUAGGUUUAGUACAUGUAAACUAGUGUUUGAACUUCAACUGUAUUUUCUGCGCCAUAUUGUCCUGAAAGUAACCUAAAACGUACUUGCAUGAGAUCAGUUGUGGUUUUCAUGUCGAUAUUUUAAUAUA
Messenger RNA from Patiria miniata (bat star), 2110 nucleotides. Its product is annotated as actin-3-like. NCBI's taxonomy places the organism in Eukaryota, Metazoa, Echinodermata, Asteroidea, Valvatida, Asterinidae. The record is from RefSeq and is a predicted model, not a curated record. The transcript is spliced from 5 exons. Bases 352 to 1485 code for a protein of 377 amino acids.